Messenger RNA from Necator americanus (New World hookworm), 1461 nucleotides. RefSeq lists its product as uncharacterized. Gene Ontology annotation, cellular component: plasma membrane. NCBI's taxonomy places the organism in Eukaryota, Metazoa, Nematoda, Chromadorea, Rhabditida, Ancylostomatidae. Gene Ontology annotation, molecular function: ligand-gated sodium channel activity. The transcript has 13 exons. The coding region runs from base 1 to 1461 and encodes 486 amino acids. The record is from RefSeq and is a predicted model, not a curated record. Gene Ontology annotation, biological process: sodium ion transmembrane transport.
AUGUCGUUCAAAAAUGUUAUCAGUAUUAUAAUACUGUUACUAAUUAUUAUCGCUUGUGCCGUCCUUUUUACCCUACAGUCACUCUAUUUCAUCUUUCGCACUGCUGCUAGUACAGAGAAGGAACAAAUCAGAAGCGUCGAUGGCUCGCCUUUAACGAUACCAGCUCUCGUUAUUUGCAAUCGUAUGCCAUUUUCACAAGAUGGUGUCAAUUCAGUGACUGCGAAUUUGCGUCAGGAUUCAGCAAUGAGGUACCUGCUCGAAUGGACAAAUCCAUCGUUAAAGGAAGACGCUGAUUAUGUAGCAAUGUCACAGAGUUAUAUGAAUCAAGGACAAACAAUCUUGUUCCAAUAUCUACCUCAGAAUAUCCGAAACCAAAGCAUUAAUCACAUGGAGUAUAUGUGCCAGAGCGUAAUCAACAGCUGUAGUUACCAGGGUAUCUUGAUACAAGCGUACGACUGUUGUAAAAAUAUCCUCUAUCAAGUACCAACAACGCAUGGACUCUGCUGGGUGUUCCACGACCGUUCAAUGUCACAAAACUCAUCAUCAUCUCUAAAACAGUUUGCAAUAACCUUUCAGACGUCGCGAAAUUCGUGGUAUAUGCAACAAACGACGCCUUCUCAUCCUGGUGUGGAUAUUUUUUUGAGAGAAAACGCCGAUGACGUAGUUGCCCUUGUGAAUCAACUGGAGAAUCCAAUUCGAUUGCUGGACAAAAAGGGAAUUCGGCUAAAAAUGCGUAAAGAGAAAAAAGCUGACACCCGGCAUUCUCAUUGUGGCCAGAGUCUCGGUGAAGCCCAGUCGGCAGACAGAAAUGCGCGGCAAAACAACAGAACCAAUUUCUUGAUGUGUUCUAUUAUGGUUUCAAUCCAAUAUUGCCAGUGCCACCCGUUAUUUGCUGAGAUGAUACCGUAUGACAUCCGGAAGUUCAGGGACUUUUCCAUUCGAGUGAAUUCGACACAAGUUUGUACCAUCGACCAAUAUGAAGCCUGCGCAAGAAGAUAUGUAGAUGUCACACGACCCUCUGCGUGGACUAAUCCUAUUCCCAGCGAUCUGCCUGGUGCCGACGAGGUCGCUGCAUGUCGGAAAGACAAUCCGUAUCCAUGCGAAUUGACUUCAUAUCCUGGUACAGUAGAUCAGUACGAUCUUCCAGCAGCGUACCAAUCAACACAAGAUUAUGUCGCUCGACUUGUUCUUGAGUAUAGCACUAUGCGCGUAACUGAAGUGUUGGUGAGCAAAGAUCCCAGUCUGUACGAAUUGCUGAGCUAUAUUGGCUACAACAUCGCCACAUGGUUCGCUAUAGGACAUAUCAUCUGGAGCGUCUACGUGUGGAUCCGAGACAUCAUGUGCUGCUCAAAUAAGAUAUCCCCUGAAUCACCUCGGAGGGCGUUCUCUAUCUCAAAUCCGAUAGAGGUUCAGCCGAUCGAAAAUGGCAAAGAAAAUACAGAUGCAGAAGAAGCCUCAUGA